CAACUAUUUCUACUACUACAGCUGCUGAUACUUCUGCCACUACAAAUACAUUUACACAGCGAAGAUGCAGCUUUAAAACGUUGAAAUUAAACGGCCAGAAAUCCGGAUCUUUACCGCAGAUUGAUCGGAUUAAAGUAAUUGUGAACGAUUUAACGGAUUUUACGCACAUCAACGCAGGAGACGACACUUUCCUAGACCGAGCCUACCCUCCUGCACUAGAGCGCUCGACAUCUGUGAAUGAAUGAUAUCAGAGUGCCUCACCUGUUCACCGCCCACUCCCUGCCCUCCUGCUCUGAACGAUGCAAAUGCAGGACGUUGGACUGAUCUGAGGUGAAGCAGUGAAGACAGUGAGCCAGGCGCUGUGAAAGGCCAGGAGUCAAAGGUCAGGAGUCAGAUUGUUGGAUGGCCACAGGAGUGAACUACUGGAGCGCGUAUGAACCCACUUAUAAGGUGAGAGAGAGCGUUUGGGGUGGGGCAGAGCUUGACUCCAGCAGUGAAGAAGGCGGGGGAGGGGUCACAUGGGUCACACCCACCAUGGAGGUCAGAGGUCAGCUCAUCACAGCCACAGAUACAGGCCCCGACAGGAAGCAGAAAAAUGCUCAGCGAUUGGUUGAGCUGCAGGAGAGGAGGCGGGGCUUACAGACUAUGCUCAGCACAAGAUUGGCAGAGCUCAGGCGUGUCUGUCUCCAGGAAGCAGAGCUCACUGGUUUAAUUCCUGAAGAUUUUCCGUUGGAGGAGGGCGAGAAGCCUCCUUCCGUCCGACGAAGAGGAGGCUCUAGACUCAACAGGAGGAACAGGACUGAGCUGGAAGAGAAAAAAAAGAAGACUUUGUUUAGUUCAGUCCGAAAACACAGUGAACCUGAACACAUCCCACAUCUACAGAGCCAGAGAUCCAAGAGGACUGUCCACCGAGGCUGUCAUACAGAUGAGUCAGUGAGGUCCGAGAGCAGCUCCACAUCUGACUCUACGGGACAUGACAAUGAUGAGAGUGUGUCCCACUGUCGCCCUCCUAUGGUCACUGCUGGUUCUUCUCCAGUUGAAGUUUUCUCCCAAAAUAAAACCAGAAACAACUCAGUCCACAGCAGAUCAGACUCUCAGGACGUGCCCCAGAAACACUCCCCUCCUCACCCCCCUCCGCCGCCGCCUCGAUCCCUAGACGGCUCCACCUCCUCUGGGCAGACAGAGCCGGAACAGCUGGGCAGGACUGGAGGUAGCUCUACGAGUAAUGGAGGCCGAGCUAAUGGCGCUAACAGGUCUGUGGCUAACGGGCCGGUUGGGGGUGCUAACUUGUCUCGGCGAAGUAACUGCUCAGAUGGACUGUUGGACAGAGGGGCUUCCACAGAGGCAGAUGGGCACUGGGUCAAUGGUUUGACAUCUUCAAAGGGUGGAGCCAUGAGGAGUUCGGAGACUGAUACUAGGACUCUCAAGACCACAAACGGAUCAGAACCAAGCACCAGGACUGAACCAGGACAUAGGCCAGACCUAGGACCCAGACCAGACCCAGGACAGAGAGGCAGAGCUCCCUAUAGCGACCUGCUUCUGGAUUAUGUCUGGACCAAGCAACAGCAGAUGCUCCAGAGGCAGCAAUCACAUGGGAGCCGUCAGCCAAUCACAGCUCUGUAUCCAAACCAACAAUCAGUUCUUGCCCCGCCCACUUAUCGCGGCCUGCACAGUGAACGUCAGAGAAUAAAAGUCACCCGGACUAAAUCGUGUGGGCCCUUCCUUCCUGUGCAGCCUCCGGGAGCAGAGAACUUUGACUCCCAGCAUGGACCUCUGCAGCCAGACCCCCACCCACACCUGCUGCCCCCCCGGCCCACCCAGGCUGCUCUAACCCAGGAUCAGCACAACGAAGAGGCAACAAGGAAUCUGCAUAAGGCUCUUGCUCUGGAAGGUCUGCGGGAUUGGUAUCUUCGAAACACUCUAGGCUCAUCCCAUCCAAAUCCAACCAAUGGGAAUGCAGCUCCAAAGACUAAUGGCGUUAAAGGAAGGAGACGGACCACACACAGUGUCAUCCACCGCUCAAACUACCAAGACCAUUCUAAUUACCAGGACUCCAACUCACACAAUGUAACAAUGCACCAUUCUAACUACCAGGACCAUUCAAACUAUCUGGAAUCAAAUUCCCACAAUGCCCCUCUGUCCAACUUUAAGGACAUUAAUCACAAUGGGACAAUUAAAAAGUCUGGACUGCCUCAUUCAGCUACUUUCCAUGGACUCUCGCUACACAGCAGGGCAGUGGAUGCUCCACUCUACAAUGAUGCAUUCCCUAUUCACAAACAGGAAGCGCCAAUCAGACAGGUGUCAUGUGACCAGCCCACUCCAGGAACUCUGGUCUGAAAUCACCAAUCGGAGCACAGCAAGUGUGUACCAACUAAUAAUGAGAUGAGAAUGAAAGACUUAUAUUGAAGCGACAAAUCAAGAUCUAAAUGUAUGAACCUAGUACAUCCCAGGCUGGUUUCCUGGGAGUUUUAACUCACUGGGUGUAAUAAAUCAAAGACAUCUUAUAAAAGUACAAUUAUGACAAAACAAGUUAUUUAUAUUGUAAUUUCCUUAACUGGACUGUGCUCGGACAAUCAGGGUGAAAUCAAAAGUAUUUCAGAAGUAUUUAUAUCUGCGAUGACAUCACCAGCUGACAACACCAGCUCAGUAGCCAACCAGCAGUCUCCAAACGGUCAGGUGACUCUCGCUCCUCAGGUGUGCCCUCACUUAAAUGAAAACGUGAGGAUGAUUUCAAACAUUUUUCUCUUUGGACUCGACGCUGCUGCACAGAAUCCUAAGCUCUGCCUGUAUCAUAUUUUGUAUGAAAUUUGCAUAAUUUUUUUAAAAGAAAAUUUUGAAUCCAAAAGUUUUUAUUUCAUGUUUUUGGAUGUGGCUGUUAUAAAUUAGCUUUAAUGUGUUAGCACUGUUAGCAUUUGUAUUGAACACUAUCAUGUGAUGCUGAAUUUAAAAUGCACUAAGUAGGUGUCUUAAGAAAAAUAGACUUUAGAGGCUGGUUUUUAAAAUAUGUAAGCCACUUUAUGCUGGAACAAUCUGAUAUUAGAUAAUCAAGUGAGCUCAUGAAAUGUGACAUAGCCAUGCAUUCCAUUGAACCAAGUCUUGCUGGUCCAAUGUGAAUCAAUCAAGUCUCUAAUUGGUUGUAUUGUAGAAUUUGAGUUACUCAGUGAGUACCUUCCACCAAGUCAAGUCUUGGUGGAAAAGGCAAGAACCAAGACCCUCCUAGGACUGAAACCAAGACUUAAUUUAUGCAUGAUUUGUAAUGCAAACAAAAAAUGCUCCAUGGGAUCAAUGGGAUCAUCAGAAGUGGAUCGGUCACCACAGGACCAUAACCAGCCUCUGAAGUUAAACUGUCAAAAGAAAAACAUUUGUUUGCUAAAUGCUAACUUGUGGUUAGCUUGUAUAAUUUUGCUAACAGUCUGUUGGUCUGAGAGCAAUAAUAAAACCAGGAUUAUUCUGCCGCAGCGACAAUCGACCAAUCGAUUAAAGAUAAUUUUUUCUGGAUUUUAUAUAACCUUUUAACAGGAGCCAAACACAGACUAAUGUGUCCGUUGUAAGAAAUGACUGUAUGUAUGUAAAAUAGGGAUUUUUUUAUUUUUUAUUUUGAGUUAUGAAUUUUACAGUUUCUGUUCUGUCCGUAUCAGGUAAUAUCAGGUUUAUCAAACAAACCAGGCCUCCAUAUUGCACUAAUAUCAAUAGUUAAUCUGCUCCUCUGAAAUGGCCAAACGCAUAUAAGACUACUUUGUGAAAAUUAUACUUAUAUAUUACAGCUGCCAUGAGGCAGACAGAUGAAGAUGUGGCUGCCACCUCUAUCAUUCAUCAGAUGCAUGUCAUCAUUGCUUUAAGAUGAUAGUUUAAGAAUUUGAAUUAGCCAAAUAGACAACAAAUACAGAAUACACAUUAUUUUAGACUAUGUCUUCUCUCACUGAAUUUAAGUAAUAGGAGCUUCAGCUGAGCAGACCUCAGAGUUCCACUCUCUCCGACCAAAGCAGAACUCACAUCAGAAUCACAACAGUCAAAUAUUUGUUAAAAAAUGUUAUUGUAAAUAUAUAUUGCUGCUGUGGUACAUGCUGGGCCACUGUACAAUUUAAACUCUUGUACAUAAACACUUUUUUUUUUUUUAGCUUUUUGGACUGUUGAGCUGUUUGUACUUUUUCACUCUGUGGAUUUUGGAUUUCAGAUUUGGUUUUGUAAAUACAAAAGUGAACAGACUGGUUUACACAGUGUUUUAAAAUAAAAAUGGUCAGUAUUUACACCACACUGA
Messenger RNA from Periophthalmus magnuspinnatus, 4258 nucleotides. It is a transcript of the gene ccdc120a, whose product is annotated as coiled-coil domain containing 120a. Lineage: Eukaryota; Metazoa; Chordata; Actinopteri; Gobiiformes; Gobiidae. The transcript has 13 exons. Bases 403 to 2337 code for a protein of 644 amino acids. The record is from RefSeq and is a predicted model, not a curated record.